Messenger RNA from Glycine soja, 660 nucleotides. RefSeq names its product nascent polypeptide-associated complex subunit alpha, muscle-specific form-like. The coding region runs from base 1 to 660 and encodes 219 amino acids. The record is from RefSeq and is a predicted model, not a curated record. The transcript is spliced from 3 exons. NCBI's taxonomy places the organism in Eukaryota, Viridiplantae, Streptophyta, Magnoliopsida, Fabales, Fabaceae.
AUGGACAGAGCUAGGUUGGUUUAUGGAUUGGUAACCCACAUGGAUAUGAGCAUUGGCGCCCUGAUCUCAAGUCAAAUCUCUUCUAUUGCUCAGAUUAACUUCAGAGGGACAAGGAAGGUAAGGGCUCGACCAGCUAAUGUUCCCUCUUCUUCUACUCCACCAGCUCCUUCCACUUCUGCUACUCCUACACCAGUUCCUCCAGGCCCAUCUACUCAUAGUUCUCAGCACUUAGAGUUUAUUUCAGGGACAGAUUUUGAUGAUGCAGACCCUGCAGGAUGUGGUUUUGCAAAGACCCAUUAUGUCAGUGGAGCAGUUUUUAGAGAAGAGGCCACCAUCCCUGAGCCAUUUGUUGAGGAGGCAAGUAGGUCACAAAUGAGACAGGAGGCUACUACUCCUGGGAGGUCACCACAGGUUACACCAGAUCCACCCUCACCAGUGGUGGAUCAAUCUUCCCCUCAGCAGCCAGCAAACCCUUCUACACCAGUGCAUAAGAUGUCAGCAGGCCCUCCUACCCCAGUACUUGAGUUGCCAGAGGACCCUACCACACCAGUCCUUGGACUGACUACUACUCCUCCAGUCACUCUUAUGUUACACUUUACAGAUGAGGAGGAUAUUCAGGAUCAAGACACCCAGCAGCAGGACCAGUCACAGGAGUUUUAA